This is a messenger RNA of Anopheles marshallii, 3324 nucleotides long. RefSeq names its product protein bric-a-brac 1-like. The transcript is spliced from 4 exons. Gene Ontology annotation, molecular function: protein binding; DNA binding. Lineage: Eukaryota; Metazoa; Arthropoda; Insecta; Diptera; Culicidae. Bases 1 to 3324 code for a protein of 1107 amino acids. The record is from RefSeq and is a predicted model, not a curated record. Gene Ontology annotation, cellular component: nucleus. Gene Ontology annotation, biological process: regulation of transcription by RNA polymerase II.
AUGCCAUCGGACACACCUCCACCAUCAGCAUCGGUGUCCCAUCCGUCACCUGCUUCGAGCCACGACCCGAACGAUUCCACGCACCGGGAACCGAACUCGAACCCCACCCGGCAGGAGCCGGACCGUUCGUCCACCGGCACGCCGGGCCCCUCCGAACAGGCCUCCCAUCUGCAUCCACCGCACAACUCGUCGAGUUCCUCCUCGUCCAGCUCAUCAUCGUCAUCGUCCAGCACGUCCUCUUCACUGUCGUCACUUUCGCUGAAGCGUGCGCUGGUUAACGAGGAACAUACCACCAAACCGUCACCGCCACCUUCGCCCCUGACGAUGGAUCAUCAUCUGCAGGCACACAAGGCUGCCCGGGCGGCUUCGAGUCCGGGGGCCCGCAACCAGCAGCAGCAAUCCGGCUCGAGCACAACUACCGGUGCCGGUGGUGGGCAGCAGUUCUGUCUGCGCUGGAACAACUACCAGACGAACCUGACGAGCGUGUUCGACCAGCUGCUGCAGAGUGAGUCGUUCGUGGACGUUACGCUGGCCUGCGACGGGCAAUCGAUGAAGGCCCACAAGAUGGUACUGUCCGCGUGCAGUCCCUACUUCCAGACGCUGUUCUUCGACAAUCCCUGUCAGCAUCCGAUCGUGAUUAUGCGCGACGUUAGCUGGGCCGAACUGAAGGCGAUCGUGGAGUUCAUGUACAAGGGUGAGAUCAACGUGAGCCAGGAUCAGAUCGGACCACUGCUGAAGGUAGCGGAGAUGCUGAAGAUUCGUGGACUUGCCGAUGUGAGUGGCGAUGCGGGAGAGUCCGGUGGUCGGGAUCGAUCCGAACGAGACGGUGCCGAAAGUCGUGGCCCGGAGGACUUGGAUCGCGAAGAUCACAAACUUUUAAAUCCACUAGCGAUCGUGCAUAGUUCGCUGUUGGCCAACGGUGCCGGAAGUAUAAGCACCGGAACGGGAGGUACUGGAGUAGGGGCGGGUGGUGCCGGUUCGGGCGGAAAUGGAUCAGGAGCCGGUGGAAAUGGUGCCGGUAGUUCCGGUGGCAACAGUACAGCGACUAGUGGCAGUGCGGCUGCGGCAGCAGCAGCGGCGGCCGCCGCAGCUAAGAAACAGCGAUCGGCUCGUGAUCGCGACACGACCAAAGAUCACCGGAUGGAUGCACGCAUGAGUGAGUUCGCACGUGACCUGUCCCGUGACCCGCAUAUAUCGUCGCGUGACAUCAGCAGUGUGGCGGCGGCAGCAGCGGCUGCUGCGGCCGCUGCCGGGCUGGCGGCCGGUGAGUGGCCGCUCGGUGCGGCUGGUUUGGAGGCGGCGGCAGCGGCCGCCGUACAAGCCUCCACACCAAAGAGUGCCCGCAAGCGCCGAUGGCCCUCGGGUGAGCGUAGCAGCAUCGGCAGUCCGGCCGACAGUACGCCCGACCAGCUCGAGGUGCCGUCCCCGAUACCGCCCACACCGUCCAACAUUGCGCAGACGAGCGGUGGCGCGACGAGCAAUCCGCUCGCUUCGUUCCCACUGCCACCGGCGCUCGAUUCGGCCGCCAUGGCCAUGUCAUCGUUGUCAUCGUCCAUCGCCAACCAUCCGGAUGACAUGGAGAUCAAACCGGGCAUCGCUGAGAUGAUUCGCGAGGAAGAAAGGGCUAAACUGUUAGAAAACUCCCAAGCAUGGUUAGGCGCAUCUACGUCAUCAAUUGCUGCAGAAAGUUACCAAUAUCAGCUCCAGUCCAUGUGGCAGAAGUGCUGGAACAGCCAGAACCUGAUCCAUCAUCUGCGCUUUCGUGAGCGAGGCCCGCUAAAAUCCUGGCGCCCGGAAACGAUGGCCGAAGCGAUCUUUAGCGUGCUGAAGGAAGGACUGUCGCUGUCGCAGGCCGCCCGCAAGUACGACAUCCCGUACCCGACGUUCGUCCUGUACGCGAACCGUGUCCACAACAUGCUCGGACCGUCGAUCGACGGCGGUACCGAUCUGAGGCCGAAAGGGCGCGGACGACCGCAACGCAUCCUGCUCGGUAUCUGGCCGGACGAGCACAUCAAGGGUGUCAUCAAGAGUGUCGUCUUUCGCGAUGCCAAAGAGAUGAAGGAGGAGCCCAUGAUGUACGGAAGACACUCUCCUUUUCCCUUUCAAGACAACCCCCUGAGCUACGCACCGACCGCACCGAACGGUCAGCUGCCGGCCGCCACCGGUACGGUACCGGACGGCAUGUCCCAGGACGCGCUGACCGCCGCUACCGUGGCGGCUGUCCGUCAGCAGAUGUGUAACAUGGUAGCCGCCGCCCAGCAUCAUCCGGAUGCCGCCAAUCUCGUGGCGGCCGGGUUCAAUCUGCCGUCGCACUGUGGCACACCACCGAAUCUUAGCAUCCAUCCGGCCAAUGCAGCGGCUGCUGCGGCUGCUGCCGCCGCUGCUGCAGCCGCCGCAUCGAACCAGGGUGGUGGCCCCAAUGCGGGCGGCGGCUCGAGCGGUGCCAUUCCCCUGCCGAAGAUGGGCUCCCCGGCCGUUCCCUCGACCGGGCACGGAAAUAAUAAUGGUGGAUCGGGCGGUAUACAGAUGCCGCGGCUAGGAUCGCCGGCCGGUUCGAGCGGGUUGGCGAAGGAGCAUGAACUUCAGCACCACGGGGGAGGCGGUCUUGGCGGUGGUGGAGGUACCGGUACGGGUGGUGCGGGCGGUGGUCUAUCGCGUGCCACACCUCCGGGUGCCCGGGAUCGUGCACUGACCGCAAGAUCCAACCUAACCGCCAGUGAAUCGAGUCGGAGCAGUUCGGCCGGUGGUAACGUGCACAGGUCGUCACCUUCCAGCAGUACCGCAGCGUCCAUCAACCAUCACCACCAUCAGUCACAUCUGCCGCACCAUCAUCACCAUCAGCACCACCAGCCCCACCACGGACAUGGUCACCAUCUUCCCCACCACAAUCCACUGUCCCAUCUGGUGAGUUCCGGUGGAUCCGGUGGUCUCAGCAUAACGAAGCUCGGAUCACCCGGUUCGGCCCACGAUCUGCGCAUCAGCAACAGCCCGGACGAGAGCCCGCUAGCAUCGCCGAUCGGGAUGGUGCUGGAACCGGCCGUUAACCUAGCGCUCGGUGCCGGUUCUCAGCCGCCCGAAGACGUCCGCCUCCACGUUCCACCACCGUACGGUAGUAAACCACCGUCCCGGGGCGGUGCGACCGGCUACACCAGCAAUUCGUCCCCACCGCGACCGGAACACCUGUUCCAGGAUCAGGACAUUGCGGCACUGGUCGCAACGACACGCGCCUGUCCACCGUCCCGUCUGCCCGACUACAAGGAUACCCCGGUGAGGCCGCCGGCCUCAAUCAAGGUGGAACCGCUGACCGAGUGCCGGGGAGAUUAG